Messenger RNA from Micropterus dolomieu (smallmouth bass), 5617 nucleotides. It is a transcript of the gene ehbp1, whose product is annotated as EH domain binding protein 1. Bases 756 to 4559 code for a protein of 1267 amino acids. NCBI's taxonomy places the organism in Eukaryota, Metazoa, Chordata, Actinopteri, Centrarchiformes, Centrarchidae. The transcript is spliced from 25 exons. Gene Ontology annotation, molecular function: protein binding. The record is from RefSeq and is a predicted model, not a curated record.
AGCGGUCAAACUAUCAGUAACAAUUGAGAUUACUUUGUAGUGGGAAUACCUGCCUGGGGUUGGGAAUACUUUUAUUUAACUUACUUUGAGGACAAGCUGGAUUUAAAUGUCGUUUCUAAGUGACUCCUGAGUCCCGGAGUUUGCGCUUACCUGUGGAGCAAAUGUGUCAAGAGGCAAAAGCAACGGUUUCCGCUCGUGCCGUGUUGUGAUGGCUAGCCGCGGUCGCUCCUCGUUAGCAGGGUAGCUAGCUGCUGUAAAUGCCUGGUCGUUGCUGCAAAGACGGCGAUAAUUAGCUCGCAAGCGGGCUACGCUCACUCGGCUGCUAGUUUGUUGUAGACAGUUCGCCAUCUCUUAAGAUUGCUGACAAGGCCGCUAAACGGAUAAUGCGUUGGAUAUUACAGUAAGGAAAAUCACCAGAUGGAAAUGUGUUUAUUCACAGCGGAUUAACGUUACUCAUCAUGCCUUUCGAAAUUAUGGAGUAAUUUUUUUCACAACAUCAUGCGCGCCUUCAGAUCAGACCUCCACCACUGCUGCAGAGGUUCCUUACAUUUGGAUUUAACAAGCGGUUUUUAAAGACUAGCAGCCACGACUUUUUUGUCUUCCAAUGUGAUUCCGGUAAAAUAUUAACUAUGUAUCUAAGCGGGCUGGAUAUGCUCCGAUACCUAUAAACAUUUGCGUGAAUUCGUGCGAGGGAAGCCCAAAGAAGGAGGUCCAGGGCGGGAUAGGUACACAGAAACUACCCGUUCCGAAGAAACAUGGCCUCGGUUUGGAAGAGACUGCAGCGUGUGGGGAAGCAUGCGUCCAAAUUUCAGUUCGUGGCUUCCUAUCAGGAACUGAUGGUGGAAUGCACUAAGAAAUGGCAACCCGACAAACUGGUCGUGGUUUGGACACGCAGGAGUCGACGGAAAUCCUCCAAGUCACACAGCUGGCAGCCCGGCAUCAAAAAUCCCUACAGAGGAGUAGUGGUUUGGCCUGUACCAGAGAACAUUGAGAUCACGGUCACUCUUUUUAAGGACCCCCAUGCAGAGGAGUUUGAAGAUAAAGAGUGGACAUUUGUCAUUGAAAAUGAGUCUCCAUCAGGGCGGAGGAAGGCUUUGGCCACCAGCAGUAUAAACAUGAAACAGUACGCCAGCCCAAUGCCCACACAGACAGAUGUCAAACUCAAGUUUAAGCCCCUGUCAAAGAAGGUGGUGUCGGCCACGCUGCAGUUCUCCCUCUCCUGCAUCUUCCUCCGUGAGGGAAAGGCCACUGAUGAGGACAUGCAAAGCCUGGCCAGCCUGAUGAGCAUGAAGCAAGCGGACAUCGGCAACCUGGACGACUUUGAGGAGGAGAAUGAGGAGGACGAGGAGAAUAGGGUUAACCAGGAGGAGAAGGCUGCCAAGAUCACAGAGCUGAUCAACAAGCUGAACUUCCUGGAAGACGAGGAUCAGGAAGCGCCACCUGCCAUGAGCAUCAAUCCCUUCGAUGACCCUGAUGACCUUCAUCCUAAUGACCUCAACCCAUUUGGUGAUCCUGAUGAGGAAGAGCCCCCUGCCCAGCCGGUCUUAAGGCAGCGGGUUGAUGAUUCCUUUUAUGACCAUGACUCCUCAAAUCCGUUCGAAGAGCCAGAUGAACCUGACACACAAACACCCCCAGGAAACCCCUUCGAUGAGCCCGACCAGGACAUGGACCUCCAGCCAAACCCAGAACCCCCCAAGCCCACACAGAGAAAAGGAGUACGGCCUGUUGACAUGAGCAAAUACUUGUAUGCCAACACCUCUCACAACGAGGAGGAGGAGCUUGAUGAAUCCAACCCAUUCUACGAGCCAAGGACAUCGAGCCCUAUGCGACCCCCUGUUGGCGGCACCUCCCUCGAUGUGGGCAGCAGCCAGAAGAGGAGGGCUCCUCCAGCCCCAAGUUCCAGCCCUGGCCUCGGCCCCAGUCCGCCAGCUCCCAAGCCCAGCUCUGGCCCAGACAGGGAGCGAGCCCAGCCAGUCGGGCCCAGCCCAGUCGCAGCAGUGAUGGGGAGAGAGCUGGCCUCCUCUUCCCCUAAGCCCAGCCCCGUCCCAAGCCCGGUUUUGGGAGGGAAGCCCAAUGCUAGCCAGUCUCUCCUGGCCUGGUGCCGCGAGGUCACCAAGAACUACCGCGGGGUGAAGAUCACCAACUUCACCACCUCCUGGAGGAAUGGGCUGGCUUUCUGUGCCCUGCUGCACCACUUCAGACCUGACAUCAUAGACUACAAGUCGCUCAACCCUCAGGAUAUUAAAGAAAACAACAAAAAGGCAUAUGAUGGCUUCGCAAGCCUGGGUAUCUCCCGUCUCCUGGAACCAUCAGACAUGGUGCUGCUGGCCAUUCCUGACAAACUAACAGUAAUGACCUACCUGUAUCAGAUCCGGGCCCACUUCUCCGGUGAGGAACUCAAUGUGGUGCAAAUAGAGGCCAACAGCAAUCGCAGCACCUACAAGGUGGGCGACUUUGAAACUGAUACAAACGCCUCUAUAGAUCAGGACAAGUUCUAUGCUGAACUCAACGACGUGCAACACCACCAGGCUAACUCUGAGCCUGUUGAAUCUGCUGGUGGUGAAUCUAACGGCACUAAAGGCGCUAAGGAAGAGGAGAUGGAGCCGGGCUGGAAGGCUGAAGUAGGAGCUGUCAGCUUGCCAGCAGCAGGGCCUUUACAGUCCUGCCCUCCUGUCCCAUCACUACACACAGCAUUCAACACCUCAGCAACAGACUCGACCCACGUGGCACCACCAAGCUCCGAGGACAGGGGUAAUCUGCUCAAAGCCAACACUUUAGACCUUAGCGAGUUACCACAGAGAGUGGAGAGAGAGCUGGAGAAGGAAAGACAGCAGAAGGAUGAGGUAGGAGAGGAAAGAAGGGGUGGAAGUACUGAACCAGGGUCUCCCACCAGGAGAGGGCCCUCCUCCUCUCCACCCCACCAGAAACUGGGCUUCUCCUAUAACAGGGAUGCUGACCUCCUCAAGAAGAAGAGGGCCAGCCUGCGUCACUCGGAUUCCGAGCCUGCCUCAGACACCAGCUCCCCUCCAGUCAACCACACAGACUUGCAUCCCAAACAGGAGCAAACACCUGCCCUGGUCUCAAGUCCCCCUGCUGAGAAGAGGGUGCUGUCUCGUCAGGAGGAGCUGAAAGAGAGAGCCAGACUCCUCCUGGAACAAGCCCGCAGAGAUGCUGCAAUGAAGGCUGGCAACAAGAACAUCCCCAACUCAGCUGCCACUGCACCAAAUAGGGCCACAAACGCUUGCGAUGAGCGGGAUGCGGAGCGACGGAGACAGCUGAGAGAGCGAGCCAGGCAGCUGAUAGCUGAGGCUCGAUCCGGAGUCAAGAUGUCUGACAUGAGCCUGCUGGACGUGUCCAGCACUGAGAGAGGCAAGGGCAGCAAGGCUAGUCCUGCUGGAGAUGUUUUGGAUGGAGUGAGAGGUCAUCAUGAGGAUGAUACUGUUGAUGGUGAAAGGGGUGAGGAAGAGGGGAGGGCUGAGGAAGAGCGGCUCCCUUUUUAUGUUGGUGGUCAUGAUGAUGAUGAUGCUGCUGUUGCUGCUGCCACAUCUGUGUCUGCCCUGGUUACUAACCCACUGCCACUGGAGGCUCCUCUUGUAGCCACGUCCAGCACCCAGGGGCCCCUGGAGCUUACUAACCCUGGCUCUGAGCUAACUUCUCUGGGUACAAACAGUAAGCAUGUGGAUCUGAAACUGAAGAAGCUGGUGGAGGUCAGCCCAAGAAGAGUCACCUCCCCUUCAUCUCCGUCCUCCACCUCGUCCUCAUCCUCACCCACUGCCUCCCCCACCUCCCCACUCAGCCCUGCAGAAGGACCAGAGAAUAACGCUGAGGAGUUGCGAGCAGAGCGGCUGCGCAGAGCGACAGAGAGGUUGCGGAGCCCGGUAGUCUUCAGCAAGGAUUCUGCUGUCAGGAAAACACAGCUGAAGUCCUUUAGCCAGUAUGUGGAGAGCAAACCAGAGGUGAAGAGACAGAAGUCAGUUCCUGAGGAUUUGAGGAGGGCCGAGGAGGAUAGAGGUUCACCGACGGUGCUCGAUAUUCGCAGACCAUUUGAAGAGGAGAAGGCGUUCAAAGACACCAGUCAGUAUGUGGUUGGGGAGCUGUCUGCACUGGAGAGCGAGCAGAGGCACAUAGACGCCCGAGCAGCUCGCGUGGAGAAGAGGCUGCGCUAUCUCAUGGACACAGGCAACAACAAGGAGGAAGAGGAGGCCAUGAUGCAGGAGUGGUUCAUGUUGGUCAACAAGAAGAACGCACUCAUCAGAAGACAGAACCAGCUCUCUCUGCUGGAGAAAGAGCACGAUCUGGAGAGGCGCUUCGAACUGCUGAACAGAGAGCUGAGAGCCAUGCUGGCCAUCGAGGACUGGCAGAAGACGGAGGUCCAGAAGAGACGAGAGCAGCUGCUGCUGGAUGAGCUGGUCAUACUGGUCAACAAACGGGACGCGCUGGUCAGGGACCUGGACGCCCAGGAGAAACAAGCCGAGGAGGAGGACGAGCACCUGGAGAGGACGCUGGAGCAGAACAAAGGAAAGAUGGCCAAGAAAGAGGAGAAGUGUGUGCUUCAAUGAUUGUCAUUUCAGAAACACAACCAACAAAUGUAGCCGAUAAAAGAAAUGUAUCAUUAUUAUUAAUAAUAUUACCAUGAUUAUUAUUUGAUAGUGGCUCUCCUAGACGUUUCUAUCAGUUACUGGAGUCCUGUUUUCCACGUGGUUGUUGUUUUGGUCAAAUGAACCGCAGAGACUCGGCUGAAUUAAGAGGCCUUUGCACCAACUUUUUACUGACUCAAACUGUCCCACUUAUAGACAGUGUUUGUUUUUUAUUUUAAUUGUCCUUUGCUUUACCAAGAACGGUACAUGUAUGUAAUAUAAAUAUGUCUGAGACAAGAGACCCUGUCAGACGGUGAGAUAUUUGCAUAUAAUGAUGCAGUGAGACCAGUGAGUUUGAGGUACAGCACAACUGGGUUUAAUGAGGGGAUUUAUCCUUUUUCUUUUUUGCACCAUGUUGAGAAGUUGUUUCAGUUGGACUUUUAAAAGGACAAAAAAGAGUUGUUAACAUAUCAGUCUUUUCAAGCUACAUCAUUACUUGACUGUGUUUUAAUUAUUUCACUUUAACGUUUUUACAUGUAAAAUAUCUUAAAGGGGGAAUGUGUUAGCGUUCAUAAAUCUUGCAUAAAUCUUAACUUUCCUAUUGCGCUUUUUUUUUUUUUUUUUAUUGGCUUGAAAGCAGUUUACCAAAAGAAAAGAUCUGUGUUUAAGAAGAAAAAAAAAGUCUCAUGUUGUAUAUUUUCAUCACUGCUCUGACCAGUAGCUUCCAUAAUCCACUUGUUUGUUUUUUUUUUGUCAGGAUUCAUGCAAUCAAAAACAAAAAAUAUAUAUAUUAUUUAUUGCCGUUUAUCCUUUUAAGCUGCUUGUAAGUGGAUCUACCAUCAGUUCAUGUGCGUUUUUGCUCAACUUUUGGUUUCUAUUUAUUGUAUUCUGAAGAAGAGAAAUAUGCUUCCACGUGCAUCACUUAGAGCUCCACAUCUGGUGCAGUUGUCCUUUUUGCGUGUUGAACAUUUAUCUGUUUAUUUAUUCCAGUGUCAUAACCCAAGUCUUCAAUAAUAAAGUCCUUAUGAUUUCAUACUCCA